This is a messenger RNA of Penicillium malachiteum, 612 nucleotides long. RefSeq lists its product as uncharacterized. The transcript has a single exon. Gene Ontology annotation, molecular function: carbon-sulfur lyase activity. The coding region runs from base 1 to 612 and encodes 203 amino acids. Lineage: Eukaryota; Fungi; Ascomycota; Eurotiomycetes; Eurotiales; Aspergillaceae. The record is from RefSeq and is a predicted model, not a curated record.
AUGACAGAGGCAGCGCCAAAGAGACAAUCAUGUCACGGAUCCUGUCACUGUGGAUUGACAAAGUAUAUUGUCUUCCUCACACUUCCACAUCCAUUCUCGUCCUCUCAUCCACCACAAGGAAUGGCACAAGAAGUCUACCGUUGUAACUGCAGCACAUGUUAUAAAAUGAACUUUUUCCACGUCCAUCCCGCUAAUCCUCGAGACGAUUUCAUACUCCUUUCACCACUUGAUCCGGAUCAUACAUUGAGUACCUACCAAUGUCAUGAUAAGCAACGUAAAUUCUACUUCUGUCCAAAGUGUGGAGUACGAUGCUUUACGUUUACUGGUGUGGGUGAGACCAAUGUUGUUAGUCUUACAGAGCUAGCUACCGAGGACCAAGAAAGGAAGAAAAAAGAGGGAAACCAAGAAAUCUGGCGCGCGAAAUGGGAUGGAGAGAAUGCUACAAGACCGUAUGUUUCAGUUAAUGCGACUACGAUUGAUUUAAGAGAGGAUUUCGAUCUACGUGUUCUUAUUGAGCAGAAAAGAGUGCAGUAUUUUGACGAUCGGAGUGAGCCUGAAGAGAAGAAGAAAGAGGCAAGAUGGGACAGACCACAUUAUGGUGGAAGUUAUUGA